Molecule: messenger RNA, 786 nt
Organism: Knipowitschia caucasica
Lineage: Eukaryota; Metazoa; Chordata; Actinopteri; Gobiiformes; Gobiidae
Source: the annotation of a GenBank genome assembly
AUGUUCUCCCCGAAGUCCUCUGUCCACGGCCCGGGCAGGCAUGAGUCCUCCCGGGGCCCCUCAGAGGAGAUCCGCCUGGAGGAGUGUGGAUGUGAGCCCGACUGCACCUGCAGCCUGCACCCCGGGAACAGGCGCCCAAGUCCCGCAGAGCAGCAGGUACAGCCCGGGGGACGCUCUGGAGGAUUCCCUCUGAUCCCCGCCGUCAUCCACUCCAUCGCCCGGAGGUGCUACUACAACGACAAGUGCUGGGUCAGCUCUGACACCUCCCUGCUGUACAUCAUCCAUGGACCCAUCUGCGCCGCGCUGGUGGUGAACUUGUUCUUCCUGCUGAACAUUGUGCGGGUCCUGAUCACGAAGCUCCGUGUGACGCACCAGGCCGAGUCCAGCCUCUACAUGCGAGCGGUCCGGGCCACCCUCAUCCUCAUCCCACUCCUGGGCAUCCAGUUUGUGCUGCUGCCCUACAAGCCCCAGGAGCAGCACGUGGCCGAGGUCUAUCUCUACGUCAUGGAGAUCCUCAUGCACUACCAGGGUCUGCUGGUCUCCACCAUCUUCUGCUUCUUCAACGGAGAGGUAAGGUCCCAGAAAACGUCCUACGCAGGACACUGGAGCCAGCAGAGGAUGCAGUUGGCUGGGACCUUCGCCAACGCAGACUUCUUCAGGUCGGCGUCCUACGUGGCCUCGUCCCUGACCGAGGUGCACCGCUGCUACAGCAUCGAGAGCCACACGGAGACCAUCAACGGCAAGAGCUACUCCGACAUCUUCAGGUCCGACAGCCCCUUCGUGUGA